Messenger RNA from Pelobates fuscus (common spadefoot toad), 1150 nucleotides. RefSeq names its product hydroxypyruvate isomerase (putative) (gene HYI). The record is from RefSeq and is a predicted model, not a curated record. NCBI's taxonomy places the organism in Eukaryota, Metazoa, Chordata, Amphibia, Anura, Pelobatidae.
CGGCCUGGCAGUGAGAGGAUCCCCGGUGUUUCCUGCCCCCGUGCCCCAUGGCCGCGCUCCGGUUUUCCGCUAACCUGUCCUGGCUGUUCCCGGAGGUUCCCGAGCUGUCGGACCGGGUGGAGGCCGCGGUGGGAGCCGGUUUCCGGGCGGUGGAGCUGGCCUGGCCGAACGAACCGGACCGAGAGAGACUCCGGCGGCCAUUACCGGGAGCCGCCCGGCUGGUCCUCACCAACACCCCCCCGGGGAACCUACAAUCCGGAGAGCUGGGGCUCGGUGCUGUACCUGGGCGGCAAGAUGAAUUCCGAGCUGGACUGGACCUGGCUGUCAGCUGGGCGAAGGAUCUAGGCUGCCAGAGAAUUCAUGUCAUGGCAGGACGGGUGCCUGCAGGGAUGCAGAGACAAUGCGUAGAGAACGAGAUGGAAAACACUUUCAUUGAGAACCUGAGAUAUGCCGCAGAUGUCUUCAGUCAGGCUGGGCUGUUGGGGCUCAUAGAACCCAUAAACUGUCGUAUCACCGACCCUCGCUAUUUCCUGAAUACCCCACAGCAAGCUGCAUCUAUCCUGGAGAAAGUUGGAAGGCCCAACCUGAAGAUGCAGAUGGAUCUCUAUCACUGGCAGAUAAUGGAUGGCAAUCUCACCCAGAAUAUUAAGACCUUCUUUCCUUUGAUUGGUCAUGUUCAGAUUGCUCAAGUCCCCCACCGGAAUGAGCCAGACAGUCCCGGGGAGCUGAACUAUGUGUAUCUCUUUGACCUGCUGCAGGAACUCGGAUACCAAGGUUAUGUAGGCUGCGAAUACAAGCCGCGAGGGGACACACUGUCUGGACUCGGCUGGAUGGAGACUUAUUGCAAAGAGUGUGACAGCCAAGAUAAGUCUCAGUAAAAGCAUUUGGAAUCAAAUUCACGACUUUUCACAAAUCCAGGAGAGGAACGAAGCGGCGAAGCACGUCCAAAUAUACCGGGGGUAUUAUCUAGUGAGAGCACUCAUUAUUCCCUGUGUCGAUUUAGAAGAGGCAGCCAACGCUCCAGUGAAUGAUUACCGCUUGCUUGCCGUCCGCAGAGUUUUCCGGAAGGCUUGUUUUGUUAUGAGAUGCCCUCCUGUGAUCACAAUUUACACUGGUAGAGAAAUUAAAACUGAUUAACAGAAACCUUGAA